CAGCCACGUGGCCGCCAGAGGGCGGGCUGUGCUGUGCUGGAGCGACAUCAGAGGAACUGGACUGGAGGUGGCUCCUUCCAGAGAGCCGCCUCUUGCUAGGCCGCCUUGCUGGCAGGGACAGAACAGUAGCCCUGGGCAGCGGGUGCCAUAUGAACUGGAGCGCUGGACACCUCACCCUGUUUACCUUGGGGCCACGGCCUUGCCCAGGACGCCCUGGUGCUGCGGCCAUGCAUGCCUCGGUGGGUCUGCUGCUCCCGGUCCUGCUGCUCACGCUGCCCUGCGCCCCCGGACUGCCCUUCUACAAUGGCUUCUACUACAGCCCUGGUGGCAGGGACCUGGGGAGUGACCACAGGGAAAGCCUCUUCAAUGGAGUGAAGCUGGUGGUGGAGACGCCGGAGGAGACCCUGUUCACCCACUGGGGUGCCAAUGUGACUUUGCCCUGCCGCUACCACUACGAGCCAGCCCUGGCAUCCCCGAGGCCCGUGCGCAUCAAGUGGUGGAAGCUGUCGGAGAACGGAGCCCCGGAGCAGGACGUGCUGGUGACCAUUGGACAGCGGCGCCGCUCCUUCGGGGACUACGAAGGCCGCGUGCACCUGCGGCAGGACCAGGAGCGCGAAGCCUCACUGGAGCUGCGGGACCUGCGGCCCGAGGACUCUGGGCGCUACCGCUGCGAGGUCAUCGAUGGGCUGGAGGACGAGAGCGGUGUGGUGGAGCUGGAGCUACGGGGUGUGGUUUUUCCCUACCAGCCCCGACAAGGCCGCUACCAGCUUAACUUCCACGAGGCACAGCAGGCCUGUGAGGAGCAGGGUGCAGUGGUGGCCUCCUUUGAGCAGCUCUUUCGUGCCUGGGAGGAGGGCCUGGACUGGUGCAAUGCUGGCUGGCUGCAGGAUGGCUCUGUGCAGUACCCUAUCACCCUGCCACGGGAGCCCUGUGGGGGCCUGGGUCUGGCACCAGGCAUGCGCAGCUAUGGUCUCCGCCACCGCCGCCUGCACCGCUAUGAUGUGUUCUGUUUCACCGCUGCCCUUAAGGGGCAGGUGUACUACCUGGAGCAUCCCGAGAAGCUGACCCUGGCAGAGGCCCGAGAGGCCUGCCGGGAGGACGGCGCCCACAUUGCCAAGGUGGGCCAGCUCUUUGCCGCCUGGAAGUUCCGUGGCCUGGACCGCUGUGAUGCUGGCUGGUUGGCAGAUGGCAGUGCCCGCUACCCAGUGGCUCACUCCCGCCCCAACUGCGGGCCCCCAGAGCCCGGCGUGCGGAGUUUCGGCUUCCCAGACCCACAGAGUCGCCAUGGUGUCUACUGCCACCGCCAGCGCUAAGCCACGCCAGCUCUGCAGACCCUGCCCUCCCAGCUCUGUAUUUAUGGACUGGUUCCUUUUCCCCUGUGGUUGGAGCACAUUUUGUAUUUUUUUUUUUAUACUUAACUUAAAUUGUAGAAGUAUUAUUUGUUGGUAAUAGCAACUCCCAACUCCUUGUACUGGCCUUGGACUCCCUGGGCUCUCCCGCUUGGGGACAUUUGUGGUCUGUGGGCUUUCAGAGGGGUCUCUGCCAUUACAGUCCAGGCUGUCUCCAUGCCCUGCACGGGCUGCGGCUCAGGUUGGUUGCAGCUGUCACUCUGCCUCAGCCUGGGGAGGCAAACGGUCUGGGGAGGGCGAGUAGGGGUCUUUUUCAUUGCCAGAGUGGCUCCCCAGGCUUCUGGUGAAAUUCCUUCUCCUCUACCCUCUUCUGGGUCCAGGAUCUGUUCAUGUUUCCUUGUUCAGGGGGAGGCCUUCCGGUGUAAUGUCUUCUUUGGCUAAUAAAUGGUGCUGUGGCCCCCUGUGGCCCUGGC
Molecule: messenger RNA, 1822 nt
Organism: Cavia porcellus (domestic guinea pig)
Lineage: Eukaryota; Metazoa; Chordata; Mammalia; Rodentia; Caviidae
Gene: Hapln3
Product: hyaluronan and proteoglycan link protein 3
Exons: 5
Coding region: 150-1313 (387 amino acids)
Biological process (GO): glial cell differentiation; central nervous system development; skeletal system development
Cellular component (GO): perineuronal net; synapse
Molecular function (GO): hyaluronic acid binding
Source: RefSeq, a predicted model, not a curated record